Molecule: messenger RNA, 720 nt
Organism: Fusarium vanettenii 77-13-4
Lineage: Eukaryota; Fungi; Ascomycota; Sordariomycetes; Hypocreales; Nectriaceae
Exons: 2
Cellular component (GO): membrane
Source: RefSeq, a predicted model, not a curated record
UACCCUUAUACCCCGUCAAAGGCGGCUGGUUUCAUCUUCAUGGCCCUCUUUGCCCUUGUUACGAUAAUUCAUAUCGCCGGCGUUAGGCGUUACAAGACAAACUACUUCAUCCCAAUGGUGCUGGGUGGUAUCUGCGAAACAUUCGGUUACUAUGGCAGAGCCUGGGCCGGCAGCAAACCAAACUCGCCCAAGCCCUUUAUGCUUCAGCUCAUGCUCAUCCUCGUCGCCCCCGUCUUUAUUUGCGCCACGCUCUACGUCACCCUCGGCAGAUAUAAACAAGUUCUCCUUGGCCAACCGAAGCGAAAAUGUAGUCCGACUUCCCUGUUCAUCUUGACCGAUAUCAUCGCAUUCUGCACACAAAUUGGAGGUUCGUUGGUACAGGUUACAGGCAGCACCAAGAUCAUGAAGAUUGGAGACAAAGUCGUCCUUGGAGGUCUCUUAUUCCAGCUCUUGGUGUUGGCGAUAUACUUUUACCUGGUUUUCAGGUUCUACAGGAAGGCAUGCCAGGAGACCCUGUUCGCUGGGAUUUGGAAACCUUACGUCUGGAUGCUGGGUAUUUCCGUCAUCGCCAUUUGGAUACGCAAUCUUGUCAGGGCCAUAGAGUUUGUCCAGGGCUUCCACGGUUUCAUCAGCGAGAACGAGGCCAUGCUGUAUGUGAUGGAUGCGUCGCUGAUGCUUGGUGUCAUGGUCGCGUUUCUUAUUUUUCACCCCGGCCGACUG